Cherax quadricarinatus is the source of this 3643-nucleotide messenger RNA. Lineage: Eukaryota; Metazoa; Arthropoda; Malacostraca; Decapoda; Parastacidae. The record is from RefSeq and is a predicted model, not a curated record.
GUUUCUUUUUAUGCAGAUGACAAUGCAACUGGGGGAAUCAUGUGAUGGCUGUGAUUUUCCUGGAGGCACUACAAAGCGACGAUGUGAUGAUUCCUUCACACGGCAGUAUAAUGCCUUGAGUAAGGAGGAGGUUGUGGCUGCGCUGAUGGUGCCCUCAAAAGUACUCUUCACAAGGCUAGCUCAGACUGUGGCAUGUGUUGGCUGUCGGAGAAGUGUGGAGCGGCUCUUUAACCAACUGAAGGACUCGGGUCAUCCUGCGUUGGAGCCACUGGUAAUCACUAGCAAUGGGUUUCUCACUGUUCUUCGCAAGUUUGCCCUUCAAGCAAGGUCAUUAGGGGCCAUAUUUAGUUACCACGGAUUAGCCCUAAGUGUAGUGCUAGAUAACAUCCCAAAGUUGAAAAAAUCUGGGCGAUGUGUACUUCAUUCCAUGGAAGGUGUGAGAUGCCGGCCUGGUGGGCGAUCUUGGCGUGAUGUAUGGGAAGUGAUGGAUGAAACUUGCCGAGACACUGUAACUCUCGUCUGUUCUGAUCACCUUUUAACUACGCUUGAUAACUACCUCCGCAAGCAUCGAUUCUGCCAGGAGUGUAAGAACAAGGUUCAUAGAGCAUUUGACAUCUUAGUGGGACACAUCACCAUAGACCCAGCUAAGGAAAAAGGUUAUGUUGCCUCGUUGUAUGCAGGAAUUCGCCGCUGUGAAGCAAAGAGACACAUUCAUGUGCCUGUUGAUACUGACUACAUAACCCAUAUCAUCACAAGAGCUGAACCUGAGCUUCAAGGAAGACGGGAACGACAUGCAAAAACGUUAGAAAUAGCCCAAGAGGAGGUGUUAACGUGUUUAGGAUUGUUUUUGCAUGAACGAAUGCAGCGAAUUCACACUCGAAUGCGUGAAGAAGAGCAGACGUGGGAUAUCCUCUUUCAUGUAGCGUUGGAUACUCUCAAAAGAAAUUUUGAGCUGUAUGUGGAAGAUAAACAAGGCUUUUCUAAGUUUGAGAUGCUCUGUGAGGAGUUGCAGAGACAAGAACUCAGAGAGAAAGCCAAGAAAGAAAAGAAGAAGAAGAAAAAGAAGAGCAAGAAAAGUGAGGAGGGAAAGGAGAAUACGUGCCUUUGUGAGGAUGAGGAAGGAGGAGGAUGUCGGGAGUGUGAACUAAACAUGUCUUCAUCACCAUGCUCAAGCCAGCGUGCAACCCUCAUCAAUGCCACCAACAAACAGGUUAGCAGUGAAGUCUUCUGUCGAGGUGGAUCUCAUUUAGGGCCUCCUUUAAAUAGUUCCCAUUUAGGUACUCCUCUAGGUAAUGGUCAUUUGCCUCCUGAUCAGACUGGAGUUAUGGGAAGGUGCAGUAGCGAGUGGGGAAGUAUGGAGGCAAGUGAUAUAGGUAGUGAACGUGGAAGCAGCGAGGAGAAGGAAAGUUGUGAUUCUAGCCCUGAUCCUUACCACCAUCACCACCACCACCAGCUACACCAACUUGACCACCACCACAUUCAUCACCAUCGUCAGCACCACAAUUCUCCACACCCACUAGAGUGCACAGCUUCAACAGAUUCCCUUGUAUCCAGAUGCUCACAGGGAUCACGAGAUGGAGGCUACUGCUCUGCCCAGGGUUCAGGUGGCUCAUCGAGAGACUCCUCUGAAGUAGCAUGUGGUGAGGGUCUCUGUUCCCACCAUCACGAUGACCACAUAGAUGAAGCUCUCCACCCUGACCAUCACCACAGCCACUCUGAAGACCUUCCAGAUGAUGACCAAGGGGACCAUAUUCACCCUCCACUUUCGCCAUCACUCCCUCGACUACUUCAGCCUUUUACUUUGUCUCUGCAACAGAUGCUAGAUGACUCGAGGUGUGAAGAUGAAGAAAUUCCAGAGGCAGAGGUGCGAGCAUGGCGUGCACGUUUGGGAAUUGUAAAACAAAAAAGAGCCGAGCUGCGGCAAACCCUAAGGCAACGCUUUCAGCAGUUCUGCCAUCGUGGUUGUGCAGUCGAUUCUGGUUCUUCAGUCACUGGGCCAGGUCAUCUUUGUCAUCACCAUGUACAGUCUCCUCAUAAUAGCCUUCCUAUGCAUCAUCUCACUACCACCAUCAAACCUCAUUAAGUCAGGGGUAACUUUUUCAAAACAAAAUUGAUUUUUCUUGACAUUGAAGUCAUGAUGUUGUAAGUGGUAGGGGAAAGCUGAUGCCCUUCAUGCAAAUUUUUACAAGGUUUAUUUUCUAAGGCUCAACAGUUGAUUAUUGGUUUUAUUACUAAGAAAUUAUCAAUUCAAAGGCAGAAUGCAUAGAAUAAUUAAAGUAUAAAUAUUUAAUGCUAUGACAGUCAUAGUGUAUGCAUAUUGCUGCUUUAUCACCAUUUGCAGUUAAAGACAAGUAAUCAUAUAUCAUGUACUUAAAUUAACUAAUUAGUUUUUUUUUUUUUUUUUUUGAGUUUACUUAUCAGAAAUACUAAGCAAGUUAUUGUCUUGACAUCUUCCAGAGCAAUAGUGAGACUGCACCUCAGAUUAAAUUUUUAAUUUUGUGAACAAUUUGUGCUAAACUGCAAAAUAUCUUGAGUAAUCCCGUUAUUUUGAGCUUCAUUUAUAAUCACAUUAGCAUGAGGAUUGCGAAGUUGAUAAAAUAAUUACACAACUUAGCUUAUUCCUCCAGACAUACUAGUGUCUCGGGUUAUCACGAGACGAGCCAGAACACGAUUUCUCUGCUAGUUCAGUCUUACAAUGGAAGCUCUUUCUACAAUUGUGAAAAAUUUACUGUUAACCUACCAGUGAGAUAAUUCAUCAUGAAUUAUUUUUAAACAUUCCUCUCAUAGCACAUGUGCAUGGAAUUUUAGUGCAUUUUGUGGGGGCUAAUUUCAAAGCUGCUUAUUUUGUUCAGGAAAUAAUGAAUCAAAUGUGAUAAUCCAGAGGGACUAGUGGUGAAGGAAAUUAAUUUUAUUUGGUUGAAUGGUCUGAUAAAGAGCAACUCUUAUGUUGCCACUUUUGUUAUAAUGGCAGUACCGCUCUUGUAUCUUUGAUGGCUGCACCUAAUGUUCUGUACAAUAUGGUCAUCAAGGUAGCCUCUGAAACAAUUUUUUUUUAACAGCUGUAUUUCUAUUUUUUCGUAUUCCGUCAUGCCUUCAGUCAAUUGUUUAUAUCAUAGUGAUAAAAUUUUGAGGUUCAGUAUAUAUACAUAUUUGUUACCUCAAAAUAUGAAGUGAUUUAAAAACUAAUUUGUGAUUAUGAGCUUUAAAAAAAAAUGUUUAAAGGCUUGAAUUAAGCUCAUUAUAUAUUAUAUCACAUGAUACAUUAGAGGAACAUUGGCAGCUAUGGUUAUACAUAGCUGAUUACAUUGUAUGGUGAAGCAGUUAUACAUAGCUGAUGACCUAUUGUGGUGAAGCAGUUAUUCAUAGCUGAUGAAGUACAGUAAGAUUGACCUGCUCACAGCAGAGGGUAAGCAGGCAAUGACCAACAUACCCAGAUUUAUAUAAUGUAUAUAUAUGUCCCUCGGUUGGGAUUAAAACUAACACAUGGCUGUGUUAAAAAAAAUGGCAUGUGAGUUAUGGUGUUAGGUGGUAAAACUAACACAUGGCUGUGUUGAAAGACAUCCUCAUGAAUGGCAUGAGAGGUGUAGUGUUAGGUGUUGGGGAAAAAGAAAUCUGAAUAUCUAUAAUAAAAAAAAUGCUGUUU